Messenger RNA from Stylonychia lemnae, 1401 nucleotides. The record is from the annotation of a GenBank genome assembly. NCBI's taxonomy places the organism in Eukaryota, Ciliophora, Spirotrichea, Sporadotrichida, Oxytrichidae.
AUGAGAUCAGUAAAGAACAGUCUAAUGAGGCCAAUCGACUAGUCAGAAUUGUAAUAACAACUAAUGUAGCCUCAAGCUCCUUUAAGCCAUAGACCCAUCAAUAAAUCAAUAGCAAUGAGUGCUAGUAAAGACAAAGGAAGAUAUUCAAUGCAUUCAUUGCAACUUUCCCCUGAUUUUAAGCCCAAUCAGAAAUAACAUAAGAAAUUCAUUAGUCACUAAAAGACAAAGACAUCAGUUCAGACAUAUUAAAACUAUGGCUUUAGUUUUUAGAAGCCUGAAUAUUAGAGUUCAGAGUAUGAUAGUAUUAGUUGUGAUGUCAAUGACUCUGAGGAAGAAAAGGAAGUAAGCUACUAAGCCAUAAUAAACAAUAGUUCAGCAUUAAAUACUUUACAGUAACCUCUUUAAGUAAUAGAUCACAGAUCACUUAAGGAUUCCUACAAAAAGUAGAUGAGAGCUCAUCGAAUUAUCAGUGUUUAAAAUCCAUCCUAAGAUGCUCUUGAUUACAUGACUUUUAAUCAAGAAGAUAAAAAUAAUGAGGGUACAGAGAGGCUGUAUAGAUAAUCUAAUGGCUAAAGUGAAAUAUCCUAGAACAGACUAAAUAAAAUCUUGGACUAUCUAUUGAACUAGAUUGAACUUUAGAGAUAUUAGUUGAAUGAGGACCUAAGCAUGUGCUAAGCAAGAUUUGUAGACCAAAAUUAAGUUUUAUUGCUCAAGUAAGCUGAGAUGGUCUAACUUAACACAAACAUUAAGGUACUUUAAGAUUAUCUGGCUUAAAUUGAGAAGAAGAAUAGUGACUUGCUUGAUGAAUUAGAUUAUCAGAAAACAAAAGCAACUAAUCAGAAGUUGAAAAAAGCUUAAUUGCUGGCCAAAGUGAAGCAGAUGUAGCAACAGGAAUCAAAAUAUUAUUAGGAGGUUUAGGAUUUAAACUAGAAAUUAACUUCAACGAGAUAAGAAUAUAACAAAAUUGCUAUCAAUCAGUAAAAGCUUAAUCAAUCAGGAACAUUAAACAAAAAUUUUGAUGAGGAAUUUAUAGAGCAGCUGACCAGAUUAUAGAGAAUUAAGCAAGAUCAGGAACUUUCAAUUAUUACCUUGAAGGAUAUUAUUAACAAACAGAAGUUAUAGAUUUAAAACCUUAACGAUUAAUUGACUCAAUAGAAAGAGGAUCACUCAAAUGAUCUUGAUAUACAGAAAAAUCAGUUUUCUAUCAUAAUAAAUCAAAGAGAAAAACUAAAAGAAUUAGAAGAUUAAAUUGUGCAAUAGAAAUCACAUCUACUUUAAAAAGAUAAAGCACUAGGAGAUACUGAAAAAAACUUCUAUAAGUAAAACUGGACAAUAAACUACAAGAGAAAGAGUUAAAUUUGCUUAAUUCUUCAGAUGAUAGCUAAACUAAGAUUGGAUUGA